This is a messenger RNA of Monomorium pharaonis (pharaoh ant), 3607 nucleotides long. RefSeq lists its product as uncharacterized. The transcript is spliced from 8 exons. Gene Ontology annotation, molecular function: protein binding. NCBI's taxonomy places the organism in Eukaryota, Metazoa, Arthropoda, Insecta, Hymenoptera, Formicidae. The record is from RefSeq and is a predicted model, not a curated record. Gene Ontology annotation, cellular component: SCF ubiquitin ligase complex. Bases 599 to 2686 code for a protein of 695 amino acids. Gene Ontology annotation, biological process: SCF-dependent proteasomal ubiquitin-dependent protein catabolic process.
CAUCAUUUGUUGUUUAGUUUUAAUACUUACGAAAAGAAAUGUAUACCCUUUCUUAUAUAUAUUUAGGCAGCCUUUUAUCACAUACCUUAUUGUCAUUUUGUCUUUUUCUUUUAUAUUACAAUAGCAAAGAAAGAAUGAUGCGUUUAGCGCAUAAGCAUGCAAAGCGUCCAAGAAGAACGCUCUCAUAUAAUCACAUAAUAUAUUGUAUCAUACAUCUCACUCACUCCUCUAGUAAUCCAUAGUCAUAGGACUAUAAGAUAUUAUUCACAUUACAAUCGGUAAUUCAGUCUACCGCUUAUGAGUUCCUAUUUGCACAUACUUUUUGGGUACACACGAAAUGGAGAAUAUAUGUACAUAUAUAACGAGUUUAGCAGUCUAGUAUAUUGUCAAAGUCUGUGGUGGGGAUAGCCUACUCUUCCAAAGUUAGACUAUAUUGGGCGAAUUCCUUGCUCGAUCUUUUCCGAGUCGACGACCGCCGAUGCCGAGUCGUAACAGCGAGUCCUGGCCGUUUGAGUAUAAAUGAGAAAAAUUUAAACAAAGAGUGAGAAUCCCGUAAACGAACGAAAUAAGCGAGCAUCGAAAAACUUCCACGUUGAAUAUGACGUCCAACUGUAGUCACUUGCAUUAUAAUGAUGCUAAUUUUGAUGACAUAAAACACAACUCCUUUCGAGGUACGGAUACUGAUGAUAACGAGACAACUGUCGAUUGCAUUUAUCAAUUUGUAAAAAAUAGCUACAGUUAUCAAGAUGACUCCAUUGAUUAUUGUAAUAAAUUUUGUACUACUAAUAUAAUUGGACCACCUGAGGAUUUAUGUUAUGAAUAUGUAAAAAAGACAUUUAGUGAUCAUGAGAUAUUGACCGCAUCUCGCACGAAUAUAGGUUUUGUGGCCGAUACAGGUUUAACAACCGAUAUAUGUUACAACAUUGAUAGUAUGUAUUAUGAUAGUACAGAUUAUGCAUAUUAUACUAUGGAGCUUAUAAUCGACCAAAUUUCUAUUGAUAUUGAGUAUCAUGUAGCUGUAUAUCCAAUCAGAAUCAGCAGAUAUGGAGCAUUUAAACUUAACGACAUAAUUCAAAUUUGGGCUCAAGAUUCUGACAAUCAGUGGUUCCUCUUGUGGAAUGAUUCAUGGACAAAUCCUUCAGAGGAAAUGAAGCAAGAAAGAACAUUACUUUCUAUGCCUCUACAUCCGUGCAACUUUAAAACCAAAAUGCUCAGACUGGUAUUUGACCAUAGAUUAUUGGAGGAACACAAGCUAGAUGCUGUAAUGCUUACCGGAACAUCAGAAUUGAUCCUUCCUAAAAGACCUCAAACAAAAAGUUUGAAUAUUUUAUUAAGAGACAUUCAAUUCUACAACAAUUUUUCGACGGUUGUUCGGCAAAACGUUGGCGGUAUGCUAUGUCCCACCGAUAUGCUUACAUGGGUUCACGGCGAUAUAUUUGACCUUCUAGACAAUUUUCAUAAACAUGGCAUUAUCUGUAAAAGAAAUCUCAUAGUACAGAGUAUUUAUAAGGAUCAUCUUGCGCAUAAACAAGUAUCUCAUAAAGUCACCCCAGAUUAUAUACAAUCUCUUAAACAAAACUUAACAGUCAACGAUUAUUCUAAUUAUGAUAAAUUUAUGAAAGAUCUUAAAUCCUGUUGGGAUGAAUCUAAGAAAUCAUAUGACAGUUUCUCGAAGCUUUGUGAUGAAACAAUUUUAAAUAUAUUAAAAAAUUUAGACUUGAGGUCAUUAUGUCGCGUAGGUAGAGUAAAUAAACGGUUAAAUAAUUUAACACGUGAUCCUUUCCUUUACACAAGCUUGAACGUACGGAAUAUACAUUUUACAUAUUGGCGCUCUAAUCUUUGGUAUAAAUUUGAUUACUUUGCCCACAGAUGUAAAUAUUUAAAACAAUUAGAUCUGUCUUUUUGUGACAUUCCAGUUCUGAAAUUUAAUAUGUUUAUUAAUACUUGCGGCAAGCAUUUAACGCAUUUAAACUUAUAUUGUUGCCGAUAUGUUGACGACUCUGUUCUACUUCAAAUUUCUAAGACGUGUCAAAUUUUAAAAGAAUUGGAUUUAAGUAAUUGUCAUCUCGUAAAUGAUAAAGGAUUUUCUUAUCUUGAAAAUCUGAAGUAUUUGGAGCGUUUACAUCUUCAGGAGUUACGAAGUAUACAAACUAAAACUCUUUGCAAAAUGCUGCAAAGAAAUCAACAGCUACGUGACUUAAAUUUAGCAUACACAUCUUUAUACAUAGACGAUGUCACAAUGGAAUUAAAAAAUUCAUGUCCAAAUUUGGAAACGAUAAAUUUAAAAAUGGCAAGAAUUACAUCAAAAAGUAUUUAUGCUCUUGCUGAUUGCAAGAAUCUACGAGAAAUAGAUUUUGGUUUGGCUUACAUGGAAAUGGAAGAAAAUCAGGAAGAUCUAGAAAAGAGCUUUCAUAGAUUGUUUUCUUCUCUGCGCUUAGAAAAACUCGACAUAACCGACAUUAUGCUUACUUACAGUAUUUUGGAAAGUUUAAUAAUGCUGUGCAAAAACUUAAAAAGCUUAACGUCUCACGGACGUACUGCGAAAUCUGACUCCAACAUUUUCCAGUGUCCUAAACUAGAGAAAAUUAUAGAUAAUGAUUACUACAAAUGGCGUCUUAAUGAUAACUGGUCUAUUAUAUGGGACUGUUUUUCUCAGUCUGCAUCACUUAUGGAGAAUCAAGAAUGAAAAAAUUUGACUAUCUCUAACAUAAACAAAGAUCUCAAGAAUAAUCUCUAAAAACAAAGGGGCUAUAAAAAUUGUUUUUUUUAAUCGUUUUCAAAAGAUUGAUUAAUUUAUUGACGUCAGAAAUAACAUCAAAAUCAAUCUUUCAAUAGUAGCUGUAAUAUGUUUAAAUUCUGAGACCUAUGUAUGGCGUAAAUUAUAUCGUGAUUGGUUUAUUAAUCAUUUAUAUCAUUUAAUUUAUUUAAAAUAUUUUUUAGCGCUGUUUCCUGAUUACGUUUUUAAUUGCUUAUUGUGAAUCUAUAUUAUAUGUAGUAUUAUAUGUGAAUAUUAAAUAUUAUAUGGAGUAUAUGUAGAUAUUAUGAAAGCUUCUUGAAUGACAAACUGGCCUUGCGUGUGUGUGUGUGUGUGUGUGUGUCUUCUAAUCUUUGCAAAAUAAAGCAAGUGAAUUUUUUUGCCCAAGAAAUCUCGGGACUCUAGGAUUGAGUAUACCAUUAUUUAUCACAAUUAAAAGCUAAUCCAUUUAAAAGCUUGCAUUAAUGUUAUACAAUAAAAUUAUUAUUAGAUUUUUUAUUAUGAUUUUAGUUUAUGGAAUAUUAUAACCGAAAGUGAAUUUGACAGUUAACAUCAAAUUUUGGAUAAGCUUAAUAGAACCGCGACAUUAGCGUGAUAAAGUUUGCGUCACACGGCACGAUUCCUUUAUGUACUUAGCGUGAUAUUUGAAUGAAUCCUAUUAACUAUAAUUGAAUACAAAUUAGUUUGUUGUGUUACGAGUGCGGUAGGUCAACUAUUUCCUGCGAGUUCGGGAGCAGACGCACGAGACGAAGAUGAGCGACUCGUAGCAUAGUCAUAGUAUUCAUUUUUUGUUAAAUUGUAUACUCAAAUGUACUGAUGACAUCAGUUUUUCAAUCGUUUGUUUUAUUCAUA